Capsicum annuum is the source of this 432-nucleotide messenger RNA. RefSeq lists its product as uncharacterized. The record is from RefSeq and is a predicted model, not a curated record. The transcript has 3 exons. NCBI's taxonomy places the organism in Eukaryota, Viridiplantae, Streptophyta, Magnoliopsida, Solanales, Solanaceae. Bases 1 to 432 code for a protein of 143 amino acids.
AUGUAUGCUACUGCUGCUGUUUAUGUGUUUCAUGAGUUUGAGAGUUGGUUAGUACGCCUUGUUAAUGAUCAAUAUGCUACUGUUGCUGCUGUUAGCUAUGUAAAUUGUGAAUCUGAAAUUGGUCAAUUAGAAACAUAUUAUGAAGCUGCGGGAGGAGCAAAAAAGAAAAGACUAUUUGGUCUUGGGUCUAAAGCUGACAGUUACUAUGGGAAAAAACUUUGUGGCUGCGAUGCCUCCUCAUCAUCAGUACCACCUUCGGUUUCUUUACCGAUAAUAAAUUUAGAGGAAUUUGUGAAACAAUUGAUUUCGGCUCUUACUACUCAGUUUCUUCCGGUAGUUAUUGAGUGUGUUGAUGGUAUUAGCGUACAAGAAGAGGUCGUGCUUGAUCCUCCUCCUACUAAUGAUGAUAAUAAUGACGACAUUGAUUCCUAG